Molecule: messenger RNA, 1908 nt
Organism: Rhodotorula toruloides NP11
Lineage: Eukaryota; Fungi; Basidiomycota; Microbotryomycetes; Sporidiobolales; Sporidiobolaceae
Product: C6 transcription factor
Exons: 5
Coding region: 1-1908 (635 amino acids)
Biological process (GO): DNA-templated transcription; regulation of DNA-templated transcription
Molecular function (GO): zinc ion binding; DNA binding; DNA-binding transcription factor activity, RNA polymerase II-specific
Source: RefSeq, a predicted model, not a curated record
AUGGAGAAGAGUAGGAAGCGGGUCUCGAGGGCAUGCGAUUUCUGCCACAAGCGCGGGCUCAAGUGCUCGGGCAAGCCAGAAGAGCCGGAUGGAGCUUGUUCGUCCUGCCAGAAACAUCACGUUGUAUGCACCUUCGACAGGCCAGCGAAGAAGCGCGGCCCAGCACCACGACCCAGGCCCACGACGACGUCCGACUUCACUUUUGCCAGCUCAUCCUCCGCGCUCUCGACUCCGACUCUAUCGACCUACGCAGCGGCACCUUACCCUUCACCCGCGAAUGGCUGGCGUCCUCCCGUCCUCGUGCCCGUCUACGCCCUGCUCAAGGUACUCGCUAUCUACCACGAGACCGCCUACCCUAUCUUCCCCUACUUCGUGUGGCCGGACUUCAUCGUCAAGGUCUCGCACGAAGAGCACCUGAACAAUCGCGCGUUUUACGGAACGGUUGUUGCUGCAACAGCGCUUGGGCUGGCCCGGAUCCGCGACUCGGCUGCAUCGACGAAUCCUCUGUCGCCGCAAGAAGCCGCAGCCUUGCCGACUCCGGAGCAGCUCUUUGCCGCGGCGGAAGACGCCGUGCCCAAGGACCUCUCCGACGCCGAGGACUUCGAUUUUGUCCGCACCACCGCUCUCCUCGCCCUCAUCAGCAUCCAGUUUGCUCGCCCGCGCAAGCUUCAGCAGCAUCUCGGAACAUUCUGGACGCUUUGCAGCAUCAACCGGUUGCACGACGAGAAGCGAUGGGGACAAGGACUAUCUCGGAUUGAGCGGGAGGAGCGGAGAAGAGUGAUCUGGAGUAUGUAUACCCUCGAUCUGUUCUCGGCGCUAUCGUUCGGCGGUGCUCUGCGAAGUCGAGAAGCUUCACUCCUCGUGUCCUUUCCGAGCGAAGCGGACGACGAGAUCCUCGUCGGCGGCGACAAUUCGGACCCACAGACGACGUCAACCGCCUCCUGGCUAACCGGCUGGAAUUUUGUGACGGAGCUGUACAAGACCUUGGAGCACGCCCUCGACUCGCCGGGCAAUCGCGACCUGCACAUGGACAGCGGCACCGUCACCGCGUCAGCUUUCCUCGACUUCCUCGACACAGCCUACUCGUCACUCCCGCAGGCGUUCAAGGAGAUCAGGCCCUUCAGCAAAGACGCGCGACAGGACCGCUUCGGCUACCAAAGCGCCAACAUCCUCGUCACGCUGCAAACAAUCAAGAUGGUCGUCGUCUGUCGAGACCUCACUGACGCGCGACAACGGGAUCAUGCUGUCCAGAUCGCCGAAGCUCUCCUUCGAGACGUCGGCGCCGUUCCGCUCGCCUACUUGCAGGCAAUCAGCUCACCCUUGAUCCACCAUCUUGUCGGCAUCUACAAGCUCCUGUUCCCCGUCACGGAACACGCUUUGACGCCCGACCUCUUCAUCCGCAUCCGCCAGCUCCUCAUCGACAUGACCUCUCUCCUGCAACGCCUCCAAUCCCGCCUGACGUACACGACCGACGUCGUCCAGCGCUUCCAGUCGCAGAUAGCUCGCAUGGAUGCCGCGCAAGCCAUCGGUCUGUCUCGACCAGCUUCGCCUCGCCUCGCCCCUCCCGUCAUCCCGUCCGCAUCGACCGCGCCGACCGCAUCUUUUGCUUCUACGUCCACCUCCGCGUCACAUAUUCCCUUGCCCUCCGUCCGCUCGCAGGACAACAACCCCGCCUUCAGCGUCGCGCCACCCUACGACACAGAUCUCCUCGCAGCUCCCCUCGACGUCCCGUGGGAAUCGGCGUUUGAGUUGCAAGACGUCUUUUCCGACUGGCCUUUCGACUUUGACACGAGCUGGAUUGGCGUCGAGAACGGGUUGGAAGGGAUGCACUUCGGCAGCAUGCAGCAGCCGGUGGCGGGUCCAGUCUUCAGCGGGCAGCAGCAGCAUGAGGGCGGGGACUGGCAGUAG